AUGUCUUCGCUCGCGGUGCCUGUUGCCAUCAUUGGUUCAGCAUGUAGGUUUCCGGGAGAUUCCACCUCACCAUCGAAGCUGUCAGCCCUCCUGCAGCAGCCCCGCGAUGUACGUCGAGAAUUCGACCCAAAGAUGCUCAAUUUACAACGUUUUUACAACUCGAAUUCGGACGCCGCCGGAUCAACUAACGUAAAGAACAAAGGGUACCUACUGGUCGAGGAUAGUCGAACUUUUGAUGCCGCCUUUUUUAACAUUAGUCCCGUAGAGGCCGAAUGCAUGGACCCUCAGCUACGCAUUCUUCUUGAGAUAGUGUACGAAGCUUUGGAAAGCGCGGGAUAUACCCUGGACGAGAUGCGAGGGACCAAGACAUCUGUGCAUGUUGGGGUCAUGGCAUCUGACUAUUACGAUAUUCAGAUCCGCGAUCCCGAGACGCUGCCGCAGUAUGCGGCAACUGGAACAGCUCGGAGUACCCUAUCGAACCGUAUCUCAUAUGCCUUCGAUUUCCACGGUCCAUCUAUCACAAUCGAUACGGCCUGCUCCAGCUCCUUGGUGGCGGUGCAUCAGGCAGUCCAAGGGCUGCAAACGGGCGAUGCGACCUGUGCCAUCGUUGGGGGUGCCAAUUUGAUAUUUGACGUAAUGCUAUACAUCAUGUUGUCGAACCUUCAUAUGUUGUCACCCGAUUCCCAGUCCCGGAUGUGGGAUAAGACAGUUGACGGCUACGCACGCGGCGAAGGGGCGGCGGUAGUCUUAUUAAAGCCCCUCGACCAAGCCCUGCGUGAUAAGGACUGUAUCGAGGGAGUCAUUCGCGCAACGGGGGUGAACUCGGAUGGUCAAAGCCCCGGACUCACAAUGCCGACAGUGAAGGCUCAGGCUGCUCUGAUCCGAGAGACAUAUCGCCGCGCGGGACUGGAUCCGGUCAAAGACCGAUGUCAAUAUUUUGAAUGUCAUGGCACGGGAACAGCAGCGGGAGAUCCAAUAGAGGCCCGUGCUAUUAGUGAAGCCAUGAUAGGAGAUGGAGAUUAUUCAAGCCACAAGACAACCAAUCCAUUGUACGUCGGAUCCAUAAAGACAGUGGUGGGGCACCUAGAAGGAGGUGCAGGGCUGGCGGGGUUAUUAAAAGCUUUGCUUUCUAUCAAGUGUCGGACUAUAUUUCCCAAUCUUCUCUUUAAAGAGCUGAAUCCUAAGAUUGAGCCUUACUACCAUGGCCUGCAGCUGCCAACCUCUGCUCUACCCUGGCAAAAACUUCCCGCUGGGGAUCCUUUGCGAGCUAGUGUGAAUAGCUUUGGCUUUGGAGGCACCAAUGCCCAUGCCAUCCUUGAGAGCUAUGAACCAAGUGAUGAUGAUAGCAGUGCAGAGACUGAGCCCUUCGAGGCUCCAUUGAUUGGCCCUCUCGUGCUGUCGGCAAAUUCUGGCUCCUCCCUUUUAGGGAAUGUCCGGUCUUUGCUACACUACUUGCUGGAAAAUCCCUCCGUCAAUCUGUCUGAUCUGAGCUGGGUACUCCAGAGCAAGCGCACCACACAUCGUGUGAAAACCUUCUUCAGUGCGCAAUCCCAUAAAGGCCUCGUUCAAAGUAUGCAGAAAUUCAUCAUCAAUAACCAGACGAUCACGAAGGACGAAAUUGGUACCCACUAUCGGCCGGUGAGGCCAGGUGAAAACCCAUCUAUACUUGGGGUGUUCACGGGUCAAGGGGCUCAGUGGCCUACCAUGGGCUAUGGCCCAGAAUGGUCCGUGGUUGAAGAAUUAUCAAGGGGCGCUUCCACUUCCCGAGUAGGGGAAGCCGCUAUUUCACAGCCACUCUGUACUGCCAUCCAGCUGGCUCUUAUCAGUGUACUUUACGCCUGUAGAAUCCAUUUUGAUGUUGUCAUUGGUCAUUCUUCCGGAGAAAUAGCCGCAGUAUACGCUUGCGGAAAUAUCAGCCUAGAAGCCGCCAUGCAGAUAGCCUAUUACCGAGGCAAAUACGCCCAUUUGGCCCAUGGUUUGAACGGGCAAGCUGGUGCUAUGAUGGUGGCUGGUGUCGGUUACGCCCAAGCUCAGAGCUUUUGCCGGCAGCCGAAAUAUCAAGGCCGUGUUUGCGUGGCUGCUAGCAACGCUCCUCAGAGCGUUACUUUGACAGGAGAUUCCGACGCCAUACAACACGCGAAGAAGCAUUUCGAUGAGAACAAUACCUUCGCGCGCAUGCUAAAGGUGGACACCGCGUACCACUCGUAUCAUAUGGAGCUUUGUGCAGACAGGUAUCUCAAAUCUCUCAGAGCCUGUAACAUUCACGUCAAACGACCACGAGAUGGUUGUAUUUGGAUAUCGAGCGUCAAGGGUGACACAGAGCUGCUUGAAGGGAACUUGCAGUCACUAACUGGUCCUUACUGGAUCCAAAACAUGAUUCAAAGUGUCCUUUUCUUUCAGGCAGUCAAAUUUGCCGGUUCGCACGGUGGCCCAUUCGAUGUGGCGAUCGAGAUUGGUCCGCACCCAGCACUCAAAGGACCCACGGAACAAACAUCGAGGUUUACUUUAGGCUCUGCUCCAGCUUACGUCGGUACCCUUCGGCGCGAUGCCAGCGACGUAGAGGCUGUUGUAGAUGCUAUCGGAUUUGUCUGGUCCUACCUUGGUCCUGCUUUUGUCGACUUUGAUGGACUUCGGGGAGCCUUCGCGCACGGAAAUUGUAGAACUCCUAGAUUAUUAAAGGAUCUUCCACCUUACUCCUGGGACCAUGACCGCGUCUAUUGGCGCGAAUCUCGAAUAUCAACUAGGUACCGCAAAGGUACCGACCUCCCCCAAGAGCUACUGGGACGUCGUUUGCCGGAUGAUAUAGACCGAGAGCUACGCUGGCGUAAUAUCCUCAGGAUUAGCGAAUUGCCCUGGCUACGAGGCCACGUCAUCUCCGGGGAGGAAUUGCUCCCAGGGACCGCUUACAUUUCACUGGCAACGGAAGCAGGAAAGGCUAUUGCAGCAGAGAACCCUAUUCGGCUGAUCGAAGUGCAAGAUAUCAACAUUCGCCGUCCAGUGGUUAUUCCCGAAACUCGUGAAGGUCUGGACGCUCUUUUCACAGUACACUUGCAGGAGUCCAAAGACCCAAACCUGAUAUGCGGAUUCUUUUCUUACUACUACUGCUCCGAUGGAUGUUCUGGUUCCAUGGUGCAUACCUGUGAUGGGAAGCUUAUCAUUCGUCUCGGCGAGGCUUCAGAAGAAGAGCUUCCGCCGUGCAACCCACUACCACCGGGCUUACUCCCGAUCGACACUGAGCAAGGUUACAGCGUGCUCGCACAGAGUGGCCUGCUCUAUUCUGAUACCUUCCAGCGUCUUCGGGACGUUCGCCGUCGACUUAACUAUGCUGUCGGUAUGGCGGAAUGGUCUGUAGAUGAACUGAAAGGCAGCUACACCGUUCAUCCGGCACUCCUUGACGUUUCAUGGCAGACACUUCUUCAUGCUCGUGCGGAUCCCAGAGCUGGUAAACUCCCAACAGCCCUCUUGCCAGUGCAUAUUGGUCGUGUGGCUGUAAAUCCUAACGUUGAACUGGGCGCGGAAGUGGGGACGGUCAGGCUGACGGCAGAGUCAUAUAUCACUUCACUGAGCGGGUUUUCCAUCACUGGUGAUGUUCACAUUUACAAUCCAUGCUCGGGGAAAGCAGCUGUACAGAUGGAAGUUGUGUCCCUCAAAUCAGCUACACCACCUACUGAAGCCCAAGAUCGACGAAUCUUUUUCAAUACAGACUUUAUAGCGGAUCCUUCGUUAGGACUGAUAGAGCCUAAGCAUGAUCCAGAAGCUGUUGAGAGAGUCACAGACCUAGCAUCAGACAUUGAACGGGUGGUCCUCUUUUACGUUCAGCGUGUGUUGGAAGGACUUAACUCCAAGGACAGAACGGAGCUUACGUGGUACCAUAAACUGCUAAUCCAGUCAUUUGAGACUUCAAUACAGUCGAUACAAGAAGGACUUCAUCCACUAGCGAAGCAAAGCUGGCUUGAUGACAAACCCGAAAUCCUGGACAUUAUUUUCUCUAAAUGGCCAAACAGAAUCGACUUUCAACUCGUCCAGGCAGUAGGAGAAAAUCUACUAGGCUACCUGCGAAGGCAAACCUCUAUGUUAGAAGUGGUGAUGAAGGAUGACCUAGCUGGUCGCCUGUACAAUGACGGAUGCGGCUUUGCGGAUGUUAAUUCAGGCAUGACUGGUGUCCUUGAACAGAUCUUAAGCAAAUAUCCCCAGGCGAACUACUUGGAGAUUGGAGCUGGUACGGGAUCAACGACCGACUACGUUCUGCGAACAAUUGCCAAUGCCUUUGACACGUACACUUACACUGAUAUUUCUCCAGCCUUUUUUGGGGAAGCUGCCAAUCGGUUUAGUGAAUUCACCGGUAGAAUGAUAUUUAAAACUCUCGACGUGGAGAAAGACGUGGCUUCCCAGGGUUUUUCAGAACACUGCUACGAUGUCGCAGUUGCCUCCAACGUACUUCACGCCACAUCUAGUAUCUCCAGGACUUUAGGGAACGCACGGUCCUUACUUAAGCCAGGUGGUUUCUUGCUUCUCAUUGAGAUCACUGGCACUGCUGUUAUGCGGACUACAUUCUGCGUAGGUGGUCUGCCUGGAUGGUGGCUCGGAGCGAAGGAAGGACGGCGGCUGCAUCCCGGCCUGUCCACUGAGGGAUGGCACAGAACGCUGCAAGAAACGGGUUUUUCUGGGGUUGACCUCGUUUGCCACGAUAUACCGGACACGGGCCAGCACUGCCUGUCUUUCAUGGCUAGCCAGGCCGUAGAUGACACGCUUCUGCAACUGCGCGAGCCACUGGAGUAUCUCGCUGACCUCCCGCAAGUAGAGCAUCUGCUUGUCAUUGGCGGGAAGACAUUGGCUGUUUCGAAGUUAGCAACUGCUAUUCAACGGUUGGUAGCAUCCGUGUGGGGUAAACAGGUUACAAUGGCGACCGAUAUAGAUACCUUUGACCUCCCAAGCAUUGGAAAUCAAAUGGAUGUCCUGUGUCUUCUGGAAUUAGACAAUCCUCUUUUCUCAUCCCCGGUUACUCCGAAGAGGCUGAGAGCUUUGCAGACCAUUCUUGUGAGAGCCCAUAAUGUGCUCUGGGUGACCAAGGAUCGGAGGACGGGUCGUCCCGAGUCAAGCAUGAUGGUAGGGAUGGCAAGAGGAAUGUCCAAGGAACUGCCACAUCUCAAUUUUCAAUCCUUGGAUCUGGACACGAUUGCCAUUCCUGCAAUCGCUGCUCGAACUAUACUCACAACACUCAUUCGACUAAGGAUUGUCUCAAUUCAUAAGGAUCUUGAGAGCCCGUUCCUCUUAACACAAGAGCCAGAGCUAGUUGUUGAAGGAUCCAACACACUCAUUACACGUGUGCGGCCUGACCAGCAGCUCAACGAUCGGUUCAAUGCCAAUUUUCGACCGGUUACCAGGCCAGGAACUAGUCCAGAUAUACCAAUCCAACUUACUAUCCAACGCGAUAAGCUGGCUUUGCUUGAAGCUCCUUCCGAAUCACAUUCCGCUAGGAAUGAGUGUGUCGCUAUCAAAGUCAGAUACUCCUUGUGUUUCCCCAAGGACAGGGGCGGAGAUAUCUAUCUUUGCGUUGGCCAUCUUGUAGGUACAGACAUCCCUAUUGUCGCUGCUUCAGAGACAAAUGCUUCUAUCGUAAGCAUUCCCCAGGGAAAUAUUUCUCGGAUAGACGAGAAGGACUGUAAUCCGGUUGUCCUGCAGAUCAUAGGGGACCAGAUCCUUGCCACUGGGUUCUCCCACUUUAUAUCUAGAGGGGAAACAGCCUUGCUCUAUAAUCCUACAGAAUGUCUAGCAAGCUGUCUCGCUGCUGAGUCGCGUCGGCAUGGCUUUCACGUAUUGUACGCCUCCUGUUGUUCUUCAGCCCCUCAAAGCUGGAUAAAGAUACACCCCAACAACUCUGUCCACGCAAGCCAUAAUUUAAUCCCUCAAGACGUUACUGUUUAUUUUGACUGCUCGCAAGAUCUGGGACAACAGUCUCUUCAUUCUGCACUACCUCCGAGCUGCAGAAUACAUAGAUUGAACAGAAAUCUAUUACAACUAGGGUUGGACCCCGUAUCUAUUCAGGCAUCGCUCGACACUGCAUAUGAAAGUCUUCAGGUUUUGGAAACCCAAGCGAGCAGUUACCAGUUUACCUCUGGCAUUGAGGUGCUCAACAUUGGAGACAUUUCUAACACCGACCCGUCGAUUCUAGACCGUACUCAUAUCACUUGCUGGGAAACACCCAAGCCUCCUAGACUCUCUGUGCCCCCUCCUGAUACUUCUACACUUUUCGACAGCGAAAAAACGUAUCUUAUGAUUGGUAUGGCGAGUGGCCUUGGUCUCUCAAUUUGUGAGUGGGCUGUACGGCAUGGUAUGAAACAAAUAGUCAUCACGAGCCGGAAUCCGACCAUACACCCUCGCUGGCUUGCCGAAGCUCGGCGACAAGGAGCAAAUGUUUGUGUUCAGUCUAUGGAUGUUGCAGACAAUGCCUCCGUAGAAGGCGUUGUACAACUCAUCAGGGAUUCCCUGCCCCCUAUAGGCGGUGUUUGUAAUGCAGCUAUGGUGUUGUCAGACAAGCUGUUCGUGGAUAUGGAUGCAGAGGCCAUGGCCAAGGUGCUGAAACCGAAGGUAGAUGGUUCUAAGCACCUAGAUCAUAUAUUUUCGGACACAAGCUUAGACUUCUUCAUUAUGCUUUCCUCUGCCCUCUCGAUAACUGGCAGCCAUGGCCAGACAAACUAUCAUGCAGCCAACAUGUUCAUGACAGGACUAGCUGCAGAGCGUCGGCGGCGCGGGCUGGCAGCCUCUGUGAUCCAUAUCGGAUAUGUAUGCGAUGUAGGGUACUUCACACGCGCGGAUAAAAGUAUCCGGGAAUACGUGUCAAGAAUGCAUUUUAAGCCCAUUUCAGAGAUGGACGUCCACCAUGCCUUUGCAGAGGCUAUUCUCUCAGGACGACCGAACAGCCAACAUUCGUGCGAGAUCGGGGUAGGGAUCGAGCCGCUCGAAGAGCCGCUAAGCAAGGACCAGCAAACCGCAUGGUCGUCCGAUCCUCGCUUCUCACAUUACCUCGUGACGGCUCAUAUACACGAAGCGAAGUAUUCCUCCAAGGCUGGGCAGGUUAACGUUGUUGGACGGAUUCAGCGGGCUGAGACGGAAGCAGAAGCCACCAUGGCUGUCCAGGAUGCCUUGUGUACCAAGCUAGAGACCCUUAUGCAGCUGUCCCCCGGUAGUGUGGACGUUAAUGCACCACUGACCAAGCUGGGCAUUGAUUCUCUCGUGGCCGUGGAGAUCCGAGCUUGGGCUAUAAAAGAGAUCGAUAUCGACAUCCCAGUCACGACGCUACUGGGCAAGGAUAAUAUAGUCCAGAUUUGCACCCGCAUGGCCAAACAUGUGAUGGCUAAGAUACUGGAGAAGACUUCCAAAACAAUUAACUCUAGACCGGAAACGCCAGAGAAAUCACCGGGCUCUGUGGCUACCAGUAGCUCAGAAUCGCCCAAGCCUGAAGAUGAGCCUACUGUCCCGUUAAAUGACGGCAAAGAAUUGCAGAAGCACAUAUGUGAAGUGACGGGGGAAUUAGCUAUGGAGUUCGGCCAAGACAUCGUUCAAAAGGAGCGAAUGACAGCAGCUCAGUCCAGAAUAUACAUCCUUUCUAUUAUCAUAAAUGAUCCCACUGCCUAUAGCCUCAUGAUUCGGUACGACAUGACGGGCGACCUUGACGUUGAACGACUACGCAAUGCGCUGACAGCCACGAUGCAGCACCAUGACUCCCUUCGCACCUGUUUUUAUGUCCGCCCCGAAGAUAACCAAAUGAUGCAAGGUCUUCUUUCAUUCCCAGUCCGCCGUUUCAAGCAUGUUCCGGAGGCCACAGAAGAGGAUAUCGCCAACGAACUGCAAAUGGCUAGGUCUAAAGUAUGGGAUAUCGAGCAUGGAGAAACACUGGGACUAGCUGUCCUAUCUUCAAGCCCCAAAGUACAUACCCUUGUCUUGUCUUACCACCACAUAAUUUUAGAUGCGACCAGCAUGCGAACCUUCAUCCAUGACCUGAAUGCUGCCUACUGUAUGCAACCACUCCAGCAUGACUGUGGGAGUUGUCUUGAGCUCGCUCGCAAGGAGGUGGAUAGCCACAGCUCAGGGGCUCUUGAGUGCCAACUCCAAUACUGGCAGCAACAGCACCAUCCAGUACCAGACGUUCUUCCAUUACUCCCAAUGGCGAAGGCUAGAACCCGUCCGGAGACGCAGCAGUUGGCCACUAUCCACACAGUGCGGGAGAUUGGGCAGAACGCAACCCUUGCUGUCAAGAAGGCUUGCCAAACACUGGGCGUCACAGCUUUUCAAUUCCAUCUUUCUGUGGUCCAGAUACUGCUGGCUCGGUCACUCGGUCUUGAGGACCUAUGUAUUGGAGUAGCUGACGCCAACCGUCACGAUGACAGGUUCGCCAGUACCGUUGGGUUCUUCUUGAACUUGUUGCCUGUUCGCUUUCACAUUCCAAAAGAUAUAACAUUUGCGCAAGUUGCUCAAAACACGGCGCGACAGGUCAUCGGCGCUUUGGAGAACUCUGCCGUUCCAUUUGAAAUGAUACUAAACCGGUUGAAUAUCCCUCGGUCUUCUUCCUAUGCACCAUUGUUCCAAGUCACGGUGAACUACCGUUUAGCAAUGACAAAGGAGAUACCAUUUGGUGACCACUUCCUUACGAUAACUGAUGCCGAAGAGGGCCGAACCCCCUGGGAUAUCACGUUUAGCUUCUUAGAGUCCCAGUCGGAUGGCGUCACAGUCACAAUGGACUGCUCAGAAUCGCUGUACGACGUUGAGGCUACGGAGACUCUGCUUGGCAUGUAUCUACGUCUCCUGGAGGCCUUGGCCAAAGACCUCAACAUUACUGUGCGUGAAUGUCAGGUCCACAGUCCUGAAGUAGUUUCCGAAACUCUACAGGUUGGCCAAGGUAGACAAGUGGAGUUUGACUGGGCCGAAGCGGUUUCAGAAAAGGUUCAAACAAUGUGCCUUGCUUGCCCGGAGAGACCCGCCGUCCAAGAUGGAUCGUCAAAAUUGACAUAUAGGCAGUUCGGAGCACGCGUGAAUUCGAUUGCUGCUGCUGCCAAAGCCGCGAGUCUUGGCGUCGGCUCUCGCAUCGCGGUCUUAUGCGAGCCAUCGAACGAUUUCGUAGCCUCUUUACUGGCCAUUCUUCAUAUUGGUGCUGUCUACAUACCGCUAGAUGUUAGCCUUCCGUCCACUCGCCACACAGCAAUUCUUUCCGGCUGCCAACCGGACCUAGUCCUUUGCCAUGGGAAUACAGUUGAACCAGCUGAGGCGCUCUUGUGCGAAUAUCAGAGCCUGUCUCUACUCAGAAUAGAUAGGAUCGAUGAGUCUUAUGAGCCGGUUGUCAGUCAUGCACAGCCAGAUCUUCCAGCAAUUCUUUUAUAUACCAGUGGUUCAACUGGCAAGCCUAAGGGUGUAGUGCUUUCGCAGGGUAACCUUGCCAACUGGCUUGCACAAAUGACUCAACAGCUUGAACUUGUUGCCCGACCAGGCGUCAUCUGCCAGCAGAGCUCUCUGGGGUUUGAUGCCUCUCUUGCCCAAAUCUUCUGCGCUCUUUGCACGGGCAGCAGUCUAGUCAUUGUGCCCCAAGACUCCCGGCGUGAUUCCAUUCAGAUCGCACGACUGAUUCAGGAGUACCAGGUUACUGUCACACUGGGCACUCCCUCGGAGUACCUCUCCUGGUUGUAUUAUGGUAGAGAAUCUCUAAGGAAGAGUGUGGAGUGGCGCUGGGCAUGCAUGGUAGGAGAGCCGGUUCACCACGAAGUCAAGCGUGAAUUCCGGCGAUUGGAACUGCCCGACCUUUCAUUACUCAACCUUUAUGGUCCUACAGAGAUUACCUUCUCGGCGACUUGUCAUCUUCUCUCUCUCUCUGAAGAUGAACCUGAGAUGGGGAGCACGGUCGGCAAGGCUCUUCCCAAUUACUCGAUUUGCAUUCUCGAUGCAACAGACCAUCCUCUUCCUUUUGGAUUCCAAGGAGAGAUUUGUAUAGGGGGUCCAGGAGUCGCCUUGGGCUAUUGGGACUUGCCUGCUGAAACUGGGCGUAGGUUCAUUCCAGAUCCGACUGGCUUCAAUAGCAAAGGGGCAGCGAACCGAUGGUAUCGAACUGGGGACCAGGGCCGGCUCACCUCGGACGGAACUCUUGUAUACUUUGGGAGACUUGAAGGCGACACCCAGAUCAAGCUGCGAGGCAUUCGCAUUGAAUUGGGGGAGGUAGAGGCGGCUUUGUUGAAAUCAGGAGAGGGCUUAAUCUCUAGAGCAAUAGUGACUGUCCAUGAUGGCGUGCUCAUUGCUCAUGCUACCUUGGUCCCAGGGAAAAUCCUUGAGCCUGACUCCGUCAAACAACUCCUAUCUAGCCUCGGUCUACCGCAGUAUAUGUGUCCGGCGCGGUUGAUAAUUGUCCAGGAUCUCCCGAGGACGAGUACCGGAAAGAUUGAUCGCCAAGCUCUUGCGAAGCUGCCACUCACAGGCAGGGAUAGCUCCAGUCAAUCAGUAUCUAACUUGAGCCUUCAUGAAGUGGAAUUGAAACUCCUCUGGAACAAGGUGUUGCCCGCAGGAGAUCAUGAGUUGGGUCCAGAAUCAGACUUCUUCCUUGAAGGAGGGAACUCGCUCCAGUUGACUAAGUUACAGCAUGAAAUCAAGGAGGUUAUAGGUAUCUCUGUAUCUACGCGCGAACUCUACUCUGCGUCUACUCUUCGGCAGAUGGCCGCACGAAUAGAAUCUCAGCGAGAGGAUCAGUUGACCGAAAAUGAGGAUAUAAAUUGGGAGCGUGAGACCGAAAUUCCUGUCGAUCUUAUGGCAGCCGUACGGGGGACAACUAGGCCUUUGAGCACGCCAGUCACCAAGGACAUUGAGGUUCUAUUGACUGGAGCCACGGGUUUCCUCGGUGCAUCCAUCCUCAACGCUCUUCUGGGAGAUCCUGCCAUUGGCAAAGUGCAUUGCGUUGCAAUCAUUCCUAACGAACUGGAUAAACUGCCGGAGUCUAACAAGAUUAUGAGCUACACUGGUAGCUUGUCCCUGCCACAACUGGGUCUCACCCCAUCUGAAUGCGUCGCACUGCAGUCGGAUGUCGAUGUCAUCAUUCACGCCGGGGCCAAUGGGCAUUGCCUGAACAGCUAUGUAUCUCUACGGCGUCCCAAUGUGUAUUCCACCCAUUUCCUAGCCGCACUAAGCCUGCCACAUUCUAUUCCCUUCCUCUACGUGUCUUCGCCGCGGGUUCCCUCGUUAGCUGGCGAUCUGUCCCUUCCCCCCGGCCCUGUGCUUUCAGAACCUUCCACGACUGGGGAUGAGGGCUACAUGGCAUCUCGAUGGGUCUGUGAAAGGUUCCUCGAAAAGCUUUCUCAUUUCAUUAGCUUUCCCAUCGAAAUCCACCGCCCCUGCCUAUACCUUGGUGAUCAAGCACCCAAAACUGACGCUAUGAAUGGUGUCUUACGUUACACGCGCCUUAUGAAAUCCAUCCCACGUCUGGAACGUGUGAGGGGGUACAUCGACUUCAAGAACGUGGAGGACAUUGCUCACGAUAUGGUCGCGUCAGUGAUCGCCAUGGCAGGGGAGGCGACCUCGGGCAUUCGUUUCCGCCACCACUCUAGUGGCCGCAAGGUACCGUUCGACAAGUGGGCGGAGUACAUGGAGGAGCUCUAUGGGGGCCCAUAUAAGGUGCUUGAGUUACCUUACUGGAUUGCACGAGCCCGGGAAGAAGGCAUCGACCCCUUGAUUGCGACGUAUCUAGAGGGGGUCCUGGAAAAGAAGGAGAUCGGGGUUUUUCCAUAUCUAGGGGAGUCAGCAGAAUGA
Molecule: messenger RNA, 11778 nt
Organism: Aspergillus alliaceus
Lineage: Eukaryota; Fungi; Ascomycota; Eurotiomycetes; Eurotiales; Aspergillaceae
Product: putative polyketide synthase
Exons: 4
Coding region: 1-11778 (3925 amino acids)
Biological process (GO): fatty acid biosynthetic process; secondary metabolite biosynthetic process
Molecular function (GO): fatty acid synthase activity; 3-oxoacyl-[acyl-carrier-protein] synthase activity; phosphopantetheine binding
Source: RefSeq, a predicted model, not a curated record